Messenger RNA from Naegleria gruberi, 369 nucleotides. RefSeq lists its product as uncharacterized. Gene Ontology annotation, cellular component: mitochondrion. Gene Ontology annotation, molecular function: ubiquinone binding. The transcript has a single exon. Gene Ontology annotation, biological process: ubiquinone biosynthetic process; cellular respiration. Lineage: Eukaryota; Heterolobosea; Eutetramitea; Acrasida; Naegleriidae. The record is from RefSeq and is a predicted model, not a curated record. The annotation marks the transcript as partial.
CAAGUAUUUUCUGUAGUUUCUAAUGUCAAUGAUUACAAGCUUUUCCUUCCAAAUGUUAAGGAUUCUGCUUUUGUUAAAAAUGGAAAGGAGACAGUUAGUGAACCUGAUAAAGAUGGACUUGUGGAAAAAUCAUCAGAAGCUUAUUUAACAGUUGGUUUUCCACCAUUUGUUGAGACCUAUACCUCUACUGUUACUCUGAAAGAACCUGUCAGUGUCAGAGCUGUCUCACAAAAUAUGAAAUUAUUUAACAAACUGUCGAAUUAUUGGACUAUUGCAGAAGGUCCAGCUGAAAAUACUUGUAGAUUAACAUUCCAUGUGGAUUUUGAAUUUUCCUCAAAAUUAUACCAACAUGUUGCCAAUAUGUUUUUU